This is a messenger RNA of Acanthisitta chloris (rifleman), 2097 nucleotides long. Its product is annotated as syntaxin-binding protein 5. The annotation marks the transcript as partial. Gene Ontology annotation, cellular component: SNARE complex; cytoplasm; plasma membrane. Gene Ontology annotation, biological process: regulation of exocytosis; regulation of protein secretion. The record is from RefSeq and is a predicted model, not a curated record. NCBI's taxonomy places the organism in Eukaryota, Metazoa, Chordata, Aves, Passeriformes, Acanthisittidae. Gene Ontology annotation, molecular function: syntaxin binding; myosin II binding; GTPase activator activity. The transcript has 20 exons.
UACGCCAUGGUUUCCCUUAUCAGCCUUCAGCCUUGGCAUUUGAUCCUGUUCAGAAAAUACUGGCUAUCGGGACUCAGACUGGAGCACUAAGGCUCUUUGGUAGGCCAGGAGUUGAAUGCUACUGCCAACAUGACAGUGGAGCUGCAGUAAUCCAGCUUCAGUUCCUGAUUAAUGAGGGAGCUCUUGUGAGUGCCUUGGCUGAUGAUACCUUACACCUGUGGAACUUGCGUCAGAAGAGACCUGCUAUACUGCAUUCACUCAAAUUUAACCGAGAACGGAUAACAUUUUGUCAUCUGCCUUUCCAAAGUAAAUGGCUAUAUGUGGGCACCGAAAGAGGAAACAUUCACAUCGUCAAUGUGGAAUCAUUUACUCUCUCAGGCUAUGUCAUCAUGUGGAAUAAAGCCAUUGAACUGUCAUCCAAAGCUCACCCAGGACCUAUUGUCCACAUUAGUGACAAUCCAAUGGAUGAAGGAAAGCUUCUGAUUGGCUAUGAAUCUGGAACAGUGGUAUUAUGGGACCUGAAGUCGAAGAAGGCAGAGUACAGAUACACACAUGAUGAGGCUAUCCACUCCGUGGCUUGGCAUCAUGAAGGAAAACAAUUUAUUUGUAGUCACUCAGAUGGUACCUUGACCAUAUGGAAUGUAAAAUCUCCUACCAAACCAUUCCAGACAAUCACUCCACAUGGAAAGCAGCUGAAGGAUGGGAAGAAGCCAGAGCCCUGCAAACCUAUACUUAAGGUGGAAUAUAAAACAGCUAGAGCUGGGGAGCCUUUCAUCAUUCUCUCAGGAGGCUUGUCAUACGACACUGUAGGAAGAAGACCCUGUUUAACAGUUAUGCAUGGGAAAAGCACUGCCGUGCUAGAAAUGGAUUAUUCUAUUGUUGAUUUUCUAACCCUCUGUGAAACACCAUAUCCUAAUGACUUUCAGGAACCAUAUGCUGUAGUUGUUCUCCUAGAAAAGGACUUAGUACUGAUUGAUCUUGCACAAAAUGGGUAUCCUAUAUUUGAGAAUCCCUAUCCUUUGACUAUACAUGAAUCUCCAGUUACCUGUUGUGAAUAUUUUGCUGAUUGUCCUGUGGACCUGAUACCUGCACUGUAUUCAGUUGGUGCUCGACAGAAGCGUCAAGGGUACAGUAAGAAGGAAUGGCCUAUUAGUGGAGGCAACUGGGGUUUGGUCACUCAGAGCUAUCCAGAGAUAAUUAUUACAGGGCAUGCUGAUGGGUCAAUCAAGUUUUGGGAUGCCUCAGCAAUAACGCUGCAAGUACUCUACAAGCUAAAAACAGCCAAAGUAUUUGAAAAAUCACGGAAUAAAGAUGACAGGCCAAACACAGAUAUAGUAGAUGAAGAUCCUUAUGCUAUCCAGAUCAUCUCAUGGUGUCCAGAAAGCAGAACGCUGUGCAUAGCUGGAGUUUCUGCACAUGUCAUUAUUUACAGGUUCAGCAAGCAGGAAGUGACAACAGAAGUCAUUCCGAUGCUGGAAGUACGUCUGCUAUAUGAAAUAAAUGAUAUUGAAACUCCAGACGGUGAGCAGGUGCCACCAGUGCCAACUCCAGGCACAGGUUCCAAUCCUCAAUCCAUUGUUUCCCAGUCUCAUCCAUCUACUAGUAGCAGUUCGUCUGAUGGACUUCGUGAUAAUGUCCCAUGUUUAAAAGUUAAAAAUUCUCCUCUUAAGCAGUCUCCUGGCUACCAAAUUGAGCUAGUUAUCCAGCUAGUGUGGGUGAGUGGAGAACCUCCUCAACAGAUAACCAGCUUAGCAGUCAACUCAGCGUAUGGCCUAGUAGUUUUUGGAAACUGUAAUGGCAUUGCCAUGGUUGAUUACCUCCAGAAGACAGUGCUGUUGAAUCUAGGCACUAUUGAACUGUAUGGCUCCAAUGAUCCUUAUCGCAGGGAGCCACGUUCUCCCCGAAAAGCUCGGCAACCAUCUGGAGGUCUCUGUGAUAUUAAUGAAGGUACAGUGGUGCCAGAAGACCGCUGCAAGUCACCCACAUCAGGUUCUGGUUCACCAAACAAUUCUGAUGAUGAACAAAAAAUGAAUAAUUUUAUAGAAAAGGUGAAGACCAAAAGCAGAAAGUUUUCCAAGAUGGUAACCAAUGACAUAG